Molecule: messenger RNA, 6736 nt
Organism: Ctenopharyngodon idella (grass carp)
Lineage: Eukaryota; Metazoa; Chordata; Actinopteri; Cypriniformes; Xenocyprididae
Product: ataxin-7
Exons: 14
Coding region: 1054-3669 (871 amino acids)
Source: RefSeq, a predicted model, not a curated record
UAUAGGCCCUAUUUGAUUAAAAUAUUACAGUACUACAGAUAAUAGAAAACACAAUGUAAUGUAAUCAACAUAUAAUUUCCCCACAGUAUUAAGUAGGUCUUUAUACUUUAAAUUAUAUAAGUGCAUAAAUAAAAUACACAUUUUCCUUAUGAAAUAGCACAAUUUAUCCACAUUUCUUGGUUGAAACAGUUUUUUUUAUGUUUUAAUAUGCUCUUAUUAUCUCGGUCAUUCUUGGGUUCUUGACUCAUUACGAAUUGAAACUGUUCUCGGUUCAACGAGUCGGUUCGAUCGGUUUUGUGAACCGGUUCAACUUAUUCAUUGAAAAGAUCCGACUCAAAGGAUUCAUUACAGCAAAUCCAUAAACAGCAAAGAUUUUUAUCCUCAUUAUUAGAUUGCCAAAGUUAUUUUAAAGUUGUGUCGGCUGCAUGUGGAUCUGAUUAAUGUGUUUUUAGUUCUCCAUAUAUAUUCAGUUUGACAGUGAUCUAACGUUAUAGCGAAGUGCAGUAGCAGGCUGCGUUUCAAAACCCAGUGAGCUGCCUACCUAGAAAGCCUAUUUAGGCAAACAAGGGCGCGUCUGGGACGCUCGAAAAGCUGUUGUGAAGGCGUCCUAACUGCUCAGAUGACUCACAAAAACGCAUUGGAACCUUACAAGCGCGCGUACGACGCCCAGAAAUGCUGUCUAGGCAGGCAGCGCUCUCGUUUUUAACACACCACCAUACUGUCCAGUGACAGGCGUGCUCGGUGCAUGCGUGCUGCUGGAGUCAGUCAGUGACGUUCUUGUCCCAGAAUGCUGCCUGGUAAACAGACAUGGAAGCACCUGGUGAAGACCUCCACAGUCACUGAGCACUGCACUCGCUCUUUGAACUGAUCUUCAUUUUCAAUAUACCCUAAAGCCUGCGCCUUUGUUCUCUCUGGCACUCUACCGGGACCUCUGAAGUCCAGGGCAUUGAUUCCCUCACCAGCUUGUGUGGCAGUCUGGAAUCACCAAAGCUGAUGAGGAUCUACUGACUUGACCAGUUUUGUUCCAAUUUUUACUUUUGACAAGCGGAAAGAAUGUCGGAAAGGGCCGAUGAUGACGUCAGGGGGGAGCAGCAGCAGCGCAGAGCGGCCAGGCAGCUGAAGCAGCAGACACAGUUCCAGCGGGGAGAAGCCUCCACAGCAAUGGCGACUGUUGCGGAGCGCAGAUCCCUGCCUAGUCCUGAAAUAAUGCUGGGACAGCCUUGGAGCAGCUGGGUCGAUGCUGUGAAACUCUACGGGAGCGACGGUACAGAAUUGGAAGAAAGUUUGAAAGAGUGCGGGAAAAAUCGCGAAGCCAUGAGACUCUGCAGAGACGACAUGCCCAUCUUUGGCCAAUGUCCUGCACAGGAUGACUUCUACCUGGUCAUGUGCAGCCACUGCAGUCAGGUAGUCAAACCCCAGGCCUUCCAAGCACACUACGAGAGAAGACACAGCUCCAGCAGCAAGCCCCCAUCCAGCUAUGCCGCCUCUGCUGCAUUCGCAAUCUCUCGAAAUAAGGGCAGCAUUGGGGGCGGAGUUGGGGGUGGGGCCGUCAGUGGAAGCACACUGGCACGCCCCUCCAGCACAAACAGCAGCAUCCCCACUAAAAUCUACAAACCAACCAAAGAGAAGCUGCCUCACAGGAAGCCUCACUUCCCCUACAGGGUGCUGCAAGAAGAGAGUCCAAGUCCUGCUGUCAAAGUAGAGAAGGUCCAUCUGAAGGUGGAAUCUUCAGCCAAACUCCCCCAUGUGCCCGCCUCUUCUUCCACCUCCUCCUCCUCGUCCUCCAAUACUGUGAGCACCUCUCCCCUGAAGUCAGGCCUUAACUUCCCCUCCAUACCAAAGGCUCCACAGCUGGCCCCUGGUCAGAUCCCCAAUGGAAAGGGACACCUCUCGUCUCAAGACAAGAAACCGGACAGCAGCAGUGCCAGUAGCAGAAGACACGUGUACAAGAGACAAGAGCGAGAGUUUAAUCCAGAUAUCCAUUGUGGGGUUAUGGAUAUGACCGCACAUAAGCCAUGCACAAGAUCCUUAACAUGCAAGACACAUUCCAUAAGCCAGAGGAGGGCGGUGCUUGGGCGGCGGCAACGCUUUGACACGCUGCUCGCUGAGCACAAGAGCAAAGCGCGCGACAAGGAGUUGCAGUUCAAGUUGGACCCCUCACACCCAGCACCCCCUCUCAGGGACCCUCACCCUCCCCCAUCCCGCCCCUCACAAGACCCUCACCUGGUCUCCCAUGGCAAUGGCACUGCUGAUGCCACCAAGCCUUUGCCCCUCAGCAAACCCAAACCUCAUAAUUCUGGGCUUCCACGACUCAACAACAGUAACUCUCACAGUGGAGGAGACCCAGCCAUGGCCCACGACCAGGCCCACCACUCUCACUCGGCCCCUGUUGGUACUGAGAGCAACCGCCUCUCCAGCGACGAGGGGGAGAAUGAAGAGAGGGAGGAAGCCACGGAGAAACUGGACUGCCAUUAUUCGGGUUACCACCCACGACCAGCUGCUUACUGCACUUUUGGAAGUCGAUUGUACGGUAGAGGAUGUUACGCAUUUGACCGGCGCUGGGAUCAAGUACGGUGUGCUCUCACCACCAUGCUGGACAAGCAUGUCAACUCACAAAUGUGGAAGAAAAUCCCUCUGGCGUUGGAGAACUCUGCAACAACACCAACAGCCUCUCACCGGACAAGCACAAAUUCCCAUUCUUCUUCAUCCUCCUCCAUAUCCGCAGGCUUUCUCAGCCUGUCUUCGCCGCCGCCUUAUGAUAGCAAGCCGGUCCUGUCGUACGGCACCACCCUGAACGCCCGCUCUUCUCCGCAAGCCUCCGCAACCGAGCAGCCCGCCUACAGUGGCGCUUCUAGACAAGUGUCAGCCUCAUCACCCCAGAUGCCUUCAGCCCACUUGUCCUCGCUACCCUCGUUGGGCUCCAACCGACCCCUUAAAUCCCGAUCUGGUACAAAGUCCUUCAGGGCUCGGGAGCCAUCCUCCAGCCUAAGUAACUCUAUCGUCAAGGGUAGUAAUAAUAGCAGCGUUAGCGUCAGUGGAAAUGCGAGCGGUAGCCUCAGUUCGGGCAAGAAGCGGAAAAACAGUUCCUUGCUAACCUCCCAUAGCAAUUACACCUCUGAAUCUUCCUCAUCUUCAUCUUUUAAGAAGAACUGUGCAGUAAACGCGGGCAGCCUGGGUAGUGCCUACCACUCCUCGCUCGCCUCCACCCCCUCUUCGUCUUCGUCAUCAGCAUCGUCAUCAUCCCACAGUGGGGUGUACAGUGUGGGGGUAAACUGCACCCCAGGCAGGGCCAACUCUCUGAGCUUGAAGCAGGAGUCGACAGGUCGCGGCCCUCCUUCUGGCAGCCCUGCCGAGUCCAUUAAACGCAUGAGUGUGGUGAUGAACAGCAGCGACUCCACCCUCUCCCUCGGGCCAUUUGUUCACCAGAGCAGCGAUCAUCACACAGAUGCACGUCUAGAAGCCAAAAGGAGGAAGGGUUCGCCUGGCUCAAGUAGCCUCAACAGCACAGCGUCUGGAGCAGGAGGGGGAGGAGGACAAGGUCCUGGCAGGCCCAAAAUGGCCAAGUCUCCAUCAAUCAACAACAUCCACAGCAAGCACGCUCGCUCUAUACCUGGACCACCAGGGCUCCCUAACAAUUCACUCAUACAUCAGCCAAAGGCUCGUCCCUGACACCGGUGUGGAGGCUCUGAGCGUGCUGAGCAGUAGGCUGGACCCAGAGCUCCCUCAGCCCCCUCAUGCCACUCUGCACGAGGCCUUCUUUUUCUCUUACUCUUCCCACAAUCCUCAGGGUGGAAUGCACACUGGGUGGCCCAUUUGAUGUCCUUCGUGGGGAUUUCCUCCCAAAGCCAUGCAGGGGCACUCUCCUGGGAUAGGAUAAUAAGCCAGAGAGAUAUAGUUCUCCUGUCGGAGGUUAUAAUGAAUCUAUACAAUGCACCAUUGGGUACAACGCCUGCUGCGUAGAGCUACCCAGCCUGAGCACUUCCGCUGGGGUCUGAAGGUACAGAUUUGGGCUGGUACGUAGCCUCACCAACACUACCAAGCAUAGGAGGGAUGGGCAACGCGAACAAGAUGAGUUCCUUUACCGAUGUUCUUCGGUAUGUGUGGACAUAUGAGAAUACUGGAAACUGAAAUCCUACUCAGCCUUGGACGAAAAGUGUACAGGAGAGGAACAUCCCUACAGUAGACACACAAUCAACUUAAGUUAAUCAUAACACAUGAUCUCACUGGAAGGCUGAAUAAGAUCGAGCUACGCUCACUGCAGAUAGACAUGACAGGAGUGGAGUUUCAACAUGAGCAACCUAAACUUAAAGAUUAUGCAAACUAGACAUUUUUAGACCACAUUUCGUUUACAGGCUAGCAAAUGUAUAGCAAAGAGAACAAAAUACCAUUUAUCAUACCCAUUUUUCCAUUGUUUUUGGAAAGAAAGAAAAAACUAAUCAUGCUUAAAUUUAGAUUUUUGUUUUAUUUCAAGGGAUUUUUUUUUAUGAACUUCAGUUAAAGGAGUUAUUUUGGGCUGCUUUCUUCAAAUUCCUUUUUUUUUUUUUUUUUUUUCUCAGAAAAAUCCAACCUUGACUUGAACUCUUAACAUCCUGCGUUAGUUAAAGCACUUGAUUUUUGUUUUCACGCCAUUAAUUUUAAUAAUUUUAGGAUUGUUAGUAGCCUAGCAUGUCUUUACUGAAUCUCUGAGCAACAGUUGUCUCUUGAAGCUCCAAAAAAACUCAAACACCACAAAUAUUCAGUUUUAGGUACAUUAAGGGCUUGAUUCAGUAAAGCUUUUAGCACAUGCGAAAACAACUGCAGGAACAAAAUGAGAGACAGCAGAUGACGUUUCUAAUCCUCCAAUUCCCAUUGUAGCACUAAAGAAGCAUGUGCUGAAAUCUUAAUGUACUAAAAUCUGCAGUCUUGCUUGAAAAUGAUUGUAGGAGAGCCAUUUCCUGUUGUCAAUGCCUUAGGCAUGGUAUUGUUUUUUGCCGUUUCAAUCUCAGAAAGGGGUUUAUGGCUAGUUGAUGUUGAGCCAUAGACCAACAUUACAGACACACUAUCAUCUCAGCAAUGGAGUAGACAUCUUCAUGACUCUCAAUACUGUGACACAUAUACAGUAGUCUGGCCAUCACCAUCUCGUGAAAUAACCACUAACUUAUACUGCGACCGAACGUUCCUGAAUUGAUGCGACACAAACCUAAAGAGGUUAGUAGCUGGACAUUCUGAUUUAAAUCUCAUUUUCAUUGUGGGUCUGUCAAUUUAAAAAGGCAAUAGAUCCUUUUUUUGACUCGUUGAACUUCAGAAGAGAUGUUGGGCUGGAUUUUGUUGUGUUGGGGCUUCUCUUUAAAACUCCUGUAAAUUCCUGAACUCCACUGAUGUCAGUCAGCAAUCGUUGCUGAGAAAAGUAGAGCAUGAUUUUUUUUUUCCGGGUUUUUUUCCUUGUGUGUGUAUUUUUUCCUUCGGCUUUUUCGUACUCGAAACCGAAUACAAAUAUUGAAGUAUCCCUAUUUCAGAAUACAUAUUUUGUUAAAGAAUUGUACAUAUGGAGAUGUAUUUUUGCACAGGCAUUUUCGUAAUAAAUUUUGGUACAAUUGAGAUCAUUAUUUAUUUAGUAAAUGGAAACAUUCUAAGAUUAUUAGAAGUGGUUCACUGCCAAGCCGAUAAUGCAAUACGCCACUCUAUCCAAACACAGCUUCUUGUAAGUCACAUGCCGAGUUCCCCCAGACAGAUUGUUGCCACAGUAGUGGGAAAUCAUCCACAGUAUAUAUAUAUUAUUUUUUUAAGUGUUAAUAUUGCUUUUUUUUCCCCCUCAUGAUGCCUCCCCAUCUCAAUCCAAGAGGUCAGAGAAUGUGAUCAAAAUAGCCCGUUCAACUGUGCAAAAGAUUUCUGGCUGGCUGAUGUAUUUUGUAGGACUUUUCUAACUGGGAGAGGGAACAAAACAGUUGUACAGUGCAAAAGGUGCACCACUGUUGCCAAAUGUUGUAAUUGGAUACACUGCUUUUUAAUUAUUCAUUUGCUUUUAUUUAACGCUGACAAAAAGAGAAAGUGCCUGAAUUAGUUUCUCAUCGACUGUUGUUUAGGCAGAGCUUUUUAUUUCAUGUAUUCAUUUUUCCACAGUACUUGAAUGUUAUAUAAAGGUUUAGAAACUUUUUAAACCUGCCUAGGAAUCUCAUACGUCGCCCUUUUCCCCUUCAAGUAGAGCCGUAACUGAUUGAUGAAAUGCAUGGCAGAGGAGAAACACUUGACACUGACAUGAGAAAAGCUUCCCAUCUGUCCCUUGUAUUCUUUUAUGACUACUUUUGAUAUUAGAAAUUUUCAAAGCGAGAGGGAUAGAUAUUUUUGUGGCUAAGUCGGUGAUUUCAACCAAUGUUUUAGGCAGAUAAAUGUACUGUUUACCUUGAAAUUGUAACUCCACUGUUUUCAGAAGAUGAAAGCUUUGUGAAGAUGUUUGACUAAACACCACAGGUUUGGAAUGUGAAUCGAAGAUAAAAACAGUUUGCUUUUUGGGGAAGAAGCCUCUACAUAUAAACCUAUGUACAAGUGUGUAUAUUUUGAUUUUUUUUUUUUUUGUAUACAUAUUCAAAUCAUUUGAUCAGCUGGACUUUUGUGUGUUGGCUGCUAUGUAAUUCAUGAACAAACACAGUAGGGUAGAUUUACUUAAUAUUUAAAGAAAAGAUUGUAUAGUAUAUUUGUUUUGUAACAAGUUUCUGUAAAUAUAAAAAAAAAUAAUUUAUACAGUUAUUUAUAAGAAAAA